GUGGGAUUGGCAUCAGUCACCUUUGGUAACUACAAGCAGCUCCACCAGCACCCAUCCACCUCCAACUCCAACUUCGCACUCCAAUCAAGAUGAAAUCCUUCGUGUGCAUCGCUCUGGUCGCCUUCGCCGCCGCCGCCCUGGCUUCGCCCACCAACGUGGCCUCGUCCACCCCCACCGGAGCCACAGUCUCCCUGACUGCCCAGGAGGGCGAGCUGGAGGGAGUCGCUGGACAGGGCUUCGGGGACCUCACCCGCCUUCGCAAGUCCGCUUACGGCGGCAGCUCCGGCGGCUACGGCGGCUCCAGCAUCCCGGCCCCUCCCUGCCCCAAGAACUACCUGUUCAGCUGCCAGCCCAACCUCGCCCCGGUGCCGUGCAGCGCCCCAGCCCCCAGCUACGGAUCCGCCGGCGCCUACUCCUCCCCGGUGGCCACCUACGUCGCCCCCAACUACGGCAUCCCCCAGCACCAGCAGCAGCUCUUCAGCGCCGCUUACGUUCCCCAGACCAACGGCUACUACUACUAAGUGCCGCCCACGCAGCUAGAACCCGGCCACGGACCACGCCCUCGAUUGCUGAGAAACAUAAUUAUUAACGGAUUUCAAAAAAUGUACAAAAAAAUAUGCAUUGCCAUUAAAUCGCAAAAAAAUCCUAA
Molecule: messenger RNA, 649 nt
Organism: Drosophila ficusphila
Lineage: Eukaryota; Metazoa; Arthropoda; Insecta; Diptera; Drosophilidae
Gene: Vm26Aa
Product: vitelline membrane protein Vm26Aa
Exons: 1
Coding region: 90-521 (143 amino acids)
Source: RefSeq, a predicted model, not a curated record